Molecule: messenger RNA, 2889 nt
Organism: Lodderomyces oxycetoniae
Lineage: Eukaryota; Fungi; Ascomycota; Pichiomycetes; Serinales; Debaryomycetaceae
Gene: RPN2
Product: proteasome regulatory particle base subunit
Exons: 1
Coding region: 1-2889 (962 amino acids)
Biological process (GO): regulation of protein catabolic process; proteasome-mediated ubiquitin-dependent protein catabolic process
Cellular component (GO): nucleus; proteasome complex; proteasome regulatory particle, base subcomplex
Molecular function (GO): enzyme regulator activity
Source: RefSeq, a predicted model, not a curated record
AUGGCUUUGGUUUCAGCGGCUCCCUAUUUGGCGCUUCUUGGUGAAGCAGACAAUACUUUAAAGUCGUAUGCAUUAUUGUCAUUGAACGAUGUCGUGGAUAGGUUAUGGGCCGAAAUUGCAAAUAAGAUAGCUGACCUUAAACAGUUGUAUCAAGACGAGCUGUUUGAAAAGCGAGCCUUGGCGGCAUUGGUGAUUUCCAAGGUUUACUACAAUUUGGGAGAUUUCGAUGCCUCGGUGAAAUAUUCAUUAGCCGCCGGCGACGAGUUUGAUAUAGAGGAGCAAUCGCAAUAUAUGGAGACAAUUGUUAGUAAAUGUAUCAAUUUGUAUAACUCCUUGUCCCAGAAGAAGUUUGAAAACAAACUGGUGAAUAUAGACCCCAGAUUACAAGUGAUUUAUGAGAAAAUGUUGGAAAAAUGUCUAAAAGCAAACGAAGUCAAAUUGACUUUGGGAAUCGCUUUGGAGUCAUAUAGGUUGGACUUGGUUGAAUCUAUCUUGAAAGACCAAAUUGCUCAAAAUGAAGAGAAUGGAUUGAAUUUGAUAAAUUACAUUUUGGUAUGCACAAACUCUACAACAACUAAUGCCAUCUUUAGAAUCCAAGUUUUGAACUCAUUAAUAACGUUAUUGUUGUCAUUGAAAAAACACCAAGAUUUUUUCACCAUCACCAAGAUCAUAGUACAGUUGAACGACUCACAAUUGGCAAUCAUGUUGUUUGAAAAAUUGAUGGCUAAAGAGGGACAACAGUUGAUUGCAUACCAAGUUGCUUUUGAUUUGGUGCAUACCGCAACUCAGGAGCUUUUGGAUGAUGUUAUAGAGUCAUUAUCAUCAAACUCUGACGAUAAUUUAAGCACCAGCACCAGCACCAGCACCAAAAAGGUUUUAAACAUCUUGUCGGGAGUUCCAACUUGCGAUUUUGACAAUACGUUUCUUUAUAAAAACAAUAAUACCGAUAUUUCCAUAUUGAACAAGACCAAGAAUUUAUUAGAUGGCCGAAGCUCAGUUUUCCAUUCAGCAGUGACAUUUGCCAAUGCAUAUAUGCACGCUGGUACCACUGACGACUCCUUUUUCAGGAAAAACUUGGAAUGGCUAGGAAGAGCUACGAACUGGUCGAAAUUCUCGGCAACAGCAGCACUUGGUGUUAUCCACAUGGGGAAUUUAUCGCAAGGUCGUACUAUUUUAAAACCAUAUUUGCCUGGAUCAACAAGUGCCGCACAUACUAAAGGCGGUUCAUUAUUUGCUCUAGGUUUAAUAUUUGCCGGCCACGGACGAGAAGUUACUGGAUUUUUGAAAAGUUUUAUCGAUGACAAUGGCAAUGCCUCAGGAUCGAAUGAUGUUGAUGUUCAACUUCAUGGUGCCUCAUUAGGUGCUGGUGUUGCAGGAAUGGGCUCCAAAUCGGAAGAAUUGUAUGAAUCUUUGAAAGUUGUACUUUAUUCCGACUCAGCAAUCUCAUCACAAGCGGCUGCUUAUGGUAUGGGUUUGGUGAAGCUUGGGUCAGGCGAUGAAGCAGCUACUCAUGAUAUGCUCACAUAUGCAUUGGAAACCCAACAUGAGAAUAUCAUUAGGGCCUUGUCUAUAGGAAUAGCCUUGUUGCAAUAUGGUCGUGAAAGUAAAGCAAGUUAUAUCAUUGACGAUUUGAUGAGUCAAGAGUCAUCUAUUUUGAGAUACGGGGGUGCGUUUACUAUUGGUUUGGCGUUUGCAGGUACUGCAAGUGAAACGGCCAUCAAAAAGCUUUUGCAUUAUGCUGUAUCUGAUCCAAGUGAUGAUGUGAGAAGAGCAUCGGUUUUGAAUUUAGGAUUUGUUUUAAUUCGUGAUUAUACUGCAGCACCACAGUUGGUAAGUUUGCUAUCGCAAUCACAUAAUCCACAUGUAAGGUAUGGAACAGCUCUUGCCUUGGGAAUUUCGUGUGUCGGAAGAGCAUAUGCACCAGCAAUUGAAGUGAUAGAACUGUUAACAAAAGAUCCAGUGGACUUUGUUAGGCAAGGUGCAAUGAUGGCCACAGCCAUGAUUUUGAUUGAACAAAAUGAGUUUAUUUAUCCAAAAGUCAAAGAGUUUACUACACAAUAUGCUGAUACUAUUAAGAAUAAGCAUGAAGAUGCAUUGGCCAAAUUUGGUGCUACAUUGGCGCAAGGUAUAAUAGAUGCUGGUGGAAGAAAUGUAACAAUUAACGUUGAAAAUGCACUGACAAGUACUUUGAACACGAGGGCCAUUGUUGGAUUAGCGAUAUUUGUGCAAUCGUGGUAUUGGUUCCCAUUAGCGCAUUUCUUGUCGUUGUCGUUUACACCCACUUCGAUUAUUGGAGUCCGAGGCGAAGAUUUGAAAAUACCCAAGUUUGAGUUAAAUUGUCAUACAAACCCUGAGUAUUUCCAGUAUCCUCCUAAAGUUGAAGAGUCUAAAGAGAAACAGCCAGACAAGCUAGCUACUGCUGUGUUGUCGACAACAGUAAAAGCAAAAAAUAGAGCCAAGAAGAAACAAUCAAAGAAAGAUGAGGAUAAAAUGGAUAUUGAUAAGGAAAAGAAGAAGGAGGAGAAUAAGCCCAAUGAAGAAAAGAAAACUGGAGAUAAAAAGAUUGAUAAGGAUGAAAGUAAAGAUGAUAAGAAGGAAUCUUUACACCAGCAGCUGCAACAACCUGUCACUGUACGUUAUACUAAGACCCCAUAUAAAAUUGAAAACUUAUCAAGGGUAUUACCUCAGCAAGCGCCUUAUGUUUCAUUUAUCAAAGAUGAUAGGUUCAUUCCAGUUAGGAAAUACAAAGGUGCCGGAAGCAUAAUAGUCUUGCAGGAUACUAAACCUGAGGAAGAAUUCGAGUUUAUCAAAACAGUAAGACAGUUGAAUAUAACCGAAGCUUCAUUGCCUGAGCCAUUUACGUUGAGUGGAGAUGAUUUAGAAGAGUAA